CACGUGUAGAGGUUAGACAAAUGUACAUUUCACACAAAGGCUACCCUAACACCCCACAUUACCGCUUGCGAGACUCGAUCUUGAAUUACUUGUUCCAAAUUUCACCCGUUCGUGUUAUAUAUCAUAGUCCAUAGCCCAGCCCUUUAAUUAUUCUCUAUCAACUCAUCAUUAUCCGAUCCUUGACUACUGAUCAAUCUAUGUCAAUCCAUCUUGAUAAGGGGUGGAUCCAAGAAGGCCACGGUGGUCAUCUCUGUUAAUAUAUUAUUGGCCCAAAUAGCCUUUGUAUAUUAAUAAUAGUUGACAACCUAUUCAGCAACCCACUACUCUUACUCCAGUUACCAAACUUGUUUUGUACCAAGUCUAUUUCUCCCGUUUGAAUUUGAACUCAAAUAAGUGAGAUCAAAUAAGUGAGGUGUGUGAUUGUGUUGUCCCUUGCACCGUCCAAUCCCUUGAGCUAAUAAGCCAAAUCUUCUUUAUUAUGAGACUUCCCUGCAUCCUACUUCAUGUGCUAUUGUUCUCUACCGACAGUUGCUCCUUCCUUGCUCUAGCUGUAUAUAUCCACCACCUCUUGAAUUUUUUUGAUAUAGACUGUGAGAACUCCUUCUUUGUGAAGCUGAGUGAGAGGAGUGUUGAGAAGGUAGAAUAGGUUGUUGCUCCCUUAGCCUUGGUGUGCACAAGGAGACUACCGGAAACCGAUCUCCGGCGACCUGAGCCGAAUCCGGCAAGACAGAAACGGAUCCACAACAGUGGUAUCAGAGACAAGGGCUGUCUUCGCCAACGUUUUCGCUGCAUUCCGCCGUCCGCCGCCGUCCGCCGCCGUCCGCCGCCGUCCGCCGCCGUCUGCCGCCGUCUGCCGCCGGUUGAAGCUUCUGGAAGAUCUGCCAGAUCUGAGUCGUGGUUCUUUGGUGCUGCUAGAACCUUACCGCCCCAACCCCGUCCGUCGUUAGUCAAUUCCGGAGCUCGAGGGUGGAGGUGCCGCUGGAGCUGCCGACUACCUGGGAAUCAACGCCGCAGGUGCUGAAGCUGGACGAGGACUUCACGCUGGAGAUCUCGCUGGACGCUGAGGCAGAACUCGUUCGUGGACUUCCAGGCACGGCUCGGUUAUUGGUUCGCGAUCUGGAGCCGCCACCUGAGAGUUGUUCUCUCCGUUCUCUGUUCGUCGUUGGUCCAUAGGAGCUGCCGUCUGCGAGCUGGUUUGUGGAACGCAGGUCUGCAAUUGUGGAGGUGUUGGGCUGGAGCGUGUUGUUGACGCUAGAAUACUUGAAGCAGGAGAAGAAGAAAAAAAAAUAGGAAGCAGUGGAUUGUUUUUGGGCUGGAAGUGUUUUUUUUUGUUUGGGGCUGGUCAAAGCUGGCCGUGUGGGGUUGCUGGACUAAUUGCUGGCCGAAGGCUGGACUGCUGGAGCUGGCACAGAAGCAGAGGAGUUCAAGCAGGAGCUUUCUGGCUAGACUUGGUCAAAAAUUCAGUCAACUUCCAAAAUCCCUUUUGUGGGUGGGUAAGGUCCAAACACUCUCCUAGUGUUUGGCUACUGUAAGUUUUCUUAAAUGAAAUUUCAUUUACUGUUUUUCAUUUAAUUUAAACUGUUAAAAUUUAUUGUUGAUUUAAUACUUGCUAGAAUUAUAUUUAUUUGUGCUACUGUUUAGCCCUAUAAAUAUUGAACUGUUUUUCUAGCUAUAGUUGCAUUUUUUAUUUUUUGUGUUAAUUUUUCUGUGUGAAAAUGUCUGCAUUUAAUCAGUACGGAAUGGCUCCAUUUAAUGGAAAAACUGAUUUUAGCAUAUGGAAACAGAAAAUAAAAUGCAUAUUAAUUCAACAAAAAUCAUAUAGGGCAAUUAGUCAAACCUAUUUGACUUCCGAUACGGAAGAGAAAAAGGCAGAAAUGAAUGAAAGUGCGUGUUCUAUAAUUUACUUGAACUUAUCUGAUUGUGUGCUCAGAAAAGUAGGAAUUUUAGAAUCUGCCAAAUCUUUGUGGGAUAAACUUGAAGAGCUUUAUACUGAAACCUCUCUACCGAGUAGAAUGUUCUUACUUGAAAAAUUUUUCAAAUUUAGACUUGACAUGUCUAAAGAUAUUGAAGAAAAUCUUGAUGUUUUCACAAAACUUAUUUCCGAUAUUAAGUUGUCCGGUGACAAACACAUAGAUGAUUAUACUCCCAUUGCUUUAUUGAAUGCCAUACCUGAUUCUUAUAGUGAUGUUAAAUCUGCCAUUAAAUAUGGUAGAGAUAAUAUAACUCUAGAUAUUGUUGUUAAUGGUCUCAAAAGCAAAGAAUUAGAUUUAAAGCAAUCUAGGGGAAGUAAGAAUUCGGGUGAGGUGAUGCAUGUUAGGGGUAGACCUCAGAAUAGGUCUCAUAACAAAAAUUAUGCUAGUAAUGGAGAAUCAAGUUUUAGGAAGAAUUCUGCGAAUAGGAAGGGUAGAUCUAAGUCUAGAUCUAAGGCCAGAAAAUGCUAUAAUUGCCAUGAAUUUGGUCACUUCAUUAAGGACUGUCCUAAGCCUAAGAAAAAUCAGCAUAAUGAACAUGCUAAUGUGGCUUUUGGUGAAGAAAAAAUGGGUGAUAUUUUUAUGGUUAAUAAUCUUUGUGAUCAUGCAUGUGUUAAUUCUGUGCUUUCUAAUUCCCUAUGUGAAUCUGAUUGGUUAGUUGACUCCGGUUGUACUUUUCAUAUGACUCCCUUUGAAAAUCUUUUUUCAAAUUAUAAGAAAAUUGAAAAUGGCUAUGUGUCUAUGGCUAAUGAAAAGAAAUGCAACGUGUUAGGAACUGGUGAUGUAUGCCUUAGAUUUUCUUCUGGCUCUGUGUUCACUUUGAAAGAUGUUAGGCAUGUUCCUGAUUUACGUUAUAAUUUGCUUUCAUGUGCAUCCCUUGAAAAUGAAGGUUUUGAGGGAAAAUGGGGGAAAGGGGUUAUGAAAAUCAUGAAAGGAUCUCUUGUUAUUUUUACUGCUGAAAAGAAAAAUAACUUGUAUGUGUGUCAAGCUGAACCUGUACCUGAUUAUGUGUACUCUGUGAUAGGUGAUAAAUCUAUUUUAUGGCAUAAUAGAUUAGGUCACAUGAGUAAUAAGGGAUUAGAUAUUUUGCAUAAAAAUGGUCACUUUGGUAGUGAUAAAUUAUCCCCUAUUGAAUUUUGUGAAUCAUGCGUGUUAGGAAAACAACAUAGGGUUAGCUUCCCUAUUUCUACUUUUCCUAAUCAAUCUAAGUGUGUUGACAUACUUGAGUAUUUGCAUGCUGAUGUGUGGGGUCCCUCUAGUGUUCCUACGCAAGGAGGGAAUCAAUAUUUUCUUUCCAUUAUUGAUGAUUAUUCUAGGAAAGUUUGGGUUUUGCUCAUGAAACAAAAAUCUGAAGUUUUUGAAAAAUUUAAAAACUGGAAAAUCAUGAUAGAAAACCAAACAGGAAAGAAAAUUAAAGCCCUUAGGACAGACAAUGGACUUGAGUUUUGUAAUAAACAAAUGAAUGAUUUGUGUGCUACUUGGGGUAUAAAAAGACAUAAAUCUGUUCCUUACACACCCCAACAGAAUGGGGUUGCUGAAAGGAUGAAUAGAUCUCUCUUAGAGAGGGUGCGGGCCAUGUUGGCCACAUCUGGUCUCUCUAAGAAAUUUUGGGGGGAAACGCUUAAUACCGCUGCUUAUUUAAUUAAUAGGUCCCCGUCUGUCCCCUUAGGAGGGAAGUGCCCAGAAUCUGUUUUCACGGGCAAGAAGCUUGAUUUGACGAACUUAAGAGUGUUUGGAUGUGCGGGUUAUGUGCAUCAAAAGAUUGAUAAAUUGGAACCUAGAUCUAAGAAGUGUGUUUUCUUAGGGUACCCAGAAGGGGUAAAGGGUUAUAGGCUUUGGGAUAGGAGUGAACCAGGGUUUAAAGUAGUUAUAAGUAGAGAUGUCAUUUUUAAUGAAAAUGAAUUUCCUUGUUUGACUUUACCUGUGCAUGUUCCUCAUAAUGAUGCUCCUAAUGAGGUGGAGCAAGUUCCUGUUAAAUUUCAAUCUGAAUUUUCUGCUAAAAAUGAUUUGCAUGAAAAUGUUCUUGAAAAUCAAGGUGAGAGUACUUCGAAUGAGGUGGAGCAUGAUAUUCAUGAUGAGAAUGUUUUUUCUGAAAAUGAUGAUUUGCAUGACUAUCAACUUGCUAGGGAUAGAGAUAGAAGGGUUAUUAGGAAACCAGAAAGAUAUAGGGAUUGCAAUUUGAUUAAUUGUGAUAUAUCUGAGUUUGCCUUUAACAUAUUUGAAUCCCUUGAAUGCAAUGAACCUAGGACUUUUAAAGAGGCUUUAAAGUCUAAAUAUUCCAAAGAAUGGAUUAGUGCUAUGAAUAGUGAAAUGGAAUCCCUUAAAAUUAACCAAACUUGGAAACUUGUUCCUAGACCCGCUAGUUGUUCCUUAGUGGAUUGUAAGUGGCUAUUUAAGGUGAAGCAAGAAUCUGAAAAUGUGAGGUUUAAAGCUAGAUUAGUAGCUAAGGGAUUUACUCAAAAGGAGGGAAUUGAUUAUGCUGAAAUUUUUGCUCCUGUUGUCAAGUUCACCACCAUUAGAAUUAUACUUGCUUUAGUUGCUCAUUUUAAUUGGGAAUUAAAACAGAUGGAUGUAACUACUGCUUUUUUGCAUGGUGAUCUUGAUAAGAAUAUUUAUAUGCACCAACCUGAGGGUUUUGUUGACCCUAAAUUGCCUGACCAUGUGUGUUUAUUGAAAAAAGCUUUGUAUGGUUUAAAACAAUCACCUAGGCAAUGGAAUAUUAAAUUUGACAAGUGCAUGCAAUCUUUAAAAUUUUCUAAAAGCUCCGCCGAUCAUUGUUUGUAUUAUAAAAAUAUUGACUCCACGCCUAUAUUUUUAUUACUCUAUGUGGAUGACAUGUUAAUUGUUAGUCCUUGUUUGAAGUCUAUUGAGCAUGUCCAAAAAUCUCUUUGUGAAAACUUUGACAUGAAAGACUUAGGCGAUGCUAGGAAAAUUUUAGGCAUAAGCAUCAUCAGGGAUAGAAAGAAAUCUACUCUAGUGUUAAAUCAAAGAUCAUACAUUGAUAAGGUUUUGAGUAAAUUUUCUAUGUCUGGUGCUAAAUCUGUGAAUGUGCCUCUUGCUUCUCAUUUUGUGUUAAGUAAGGAUCAGUCCCCCAAGACUGAAACUGAAAUGAAUGAAAUGAAAAAUGUGCCUUAUUCGAAUGCUAUAGGAUCUGUCAUGUAUCUCAUGGUUAGUACUAGGCCCGACAUUGCAUAUGCGGUUAGUUGUUUAAGUAGAUACAUGUCUAAUCCUGGAAUGCCUCAUUGGAAUGCUUUGAAAUGGCUUUUAAGGUAUUUGAAAUAUUCUGUGGAUGUUGGUUUGACUUUUUCUAAGUGCUCUGAAGGUGUUAAAUUAAUUGGCUAUGUUGAUUCCAAUUAUGCUAAUGAUAGAGAUAAUAGAAAGUCUACAACUUCUUAUGUGUUUACUUUGUGUGGCUCUUGUGUAAGUUGGAAAUCCCAACUUCAACCUAUUGUUGCUCUAUCUACUACUGAGUCUGAGUAUGUAGCUGCCACAGAAGCUUUCAAAGAAGCUAUUUGGCUUAGAGGUCUUUUGCAUGAAAUUAAUUUUCUUGACAAAAAUGUGGUUAUAUUUUCUGACAGUCAAUCUGCUAUUCAAUUGUGUAAAAAUCCUGUUUUCCAUGAUAGGACUAAGCAUAUUGAUGUUAAAUUUCAUUAUAUUCGAGAUAUUGUUGAAAAGGGAAUUAUAAAAUUAGAGAAAAUUCCUUCAGAAUUUAAUCCUGCUGACAUGGGUACUAAAUGUUUACCUGUUGAAAAAUUUGUUUCGUGUCAAAAGAUUUUAAAUUUUGAUUUUGGAUGAAUUUUUUCUGUGUUGCAUCGGUUUACUAUUAACUUACCUAGUGUUUGUUAAUAGUUUGGUGUUGGUGUCCCUUCGAACUCGAUGACCAUUAUGGUAGAGUAAAGUCCUUUAUGGACUCGGCAAGCUUGGUGUGUUGGCCCCUUUGUGAUCCGAGAAUACAUGGGGUAUUCUCUUAUAUUACUUGUAUAAUCUUUGCGAUAAUACUUGUAAUAAUUCGGCGAUGAUGAGUCCGCGGUUCCGUGAAUUGUCUCAGUGCACUACCUUGGGCCAAAGGUGGAGAUUGUUAAUAUAUUAUUGGCCCAAAUAGCCUUUGUAUAUUAAUAAUAGUUGACAACCUAUUCAGCAACCCACUACUCUUACUCCAGUUACCAAACUUGUUUUGUACCAAGUCUAUUUCUCCCGUUUGAAUUUGAACUCAAAUAAGUGAGAUCAAAUAAGUGAGGUGUGUGAUUGUGUUGUCCCUUGCACCGUCCAAUCCCUUGAGCUAAUAAGCCAAAUCUUCUUUAUUAUGAGACUUCCCUGCAUCCUACUUCAUGUGCUAUUGUUCUCUACCGACAGUUGCUCCUUCCUUGCUCUAGCUGUAUAUAUCCACCACCUCUUGAAGUUUUUUGAUAUAGACUGUGAGAACUCCUUCUUUGUGAAGCUGAGUGAGAGGAGUGUUGAGAAGGUAGAAUAGGUUGUUGCUCCCUUAGCCUUGGUGUGCACAAGGAGACUACCGGAAACCGAUCUCCGGCGACCUGAGCCGAAUCCGGCAAGACAGAAACGGAUCCACAACAAUCUCAUCUCGCUGAAAGUUUGAGAGUAUUGAGCUAUGAAAUAUAUUCGAUUAGAUAUAUUAUGACCCUCGUAACUCAUUACGAGUAAAAUGUUAUGACUUCUGGAAAAUCAGCACAAUCUAAACGUAAAAUCAACAAAAUUUAAUGCGUAAUAUUGAUUAUUUUCCCAAAUUUUAAAAAUAACAUUUAAUUAACUCAUUACUUACGUGACAUGAUUCAGAAACAGAGCAAAUAAAAUCUAUCGUAUUGCUACAUGUGCAUAUUUAUCUAAACUACAAAUGAAACAUUCAACUCGUACAUUUUUCUAAUUAAAAACGAUUUACCAUUUUCAUUUUGUACAUAGUUGAUUAUAACUUUGCAUUUUCUAAAAAAAAGGAUGACACUCCAUCCCUGAGGGCCCCCCAACACCGACCGGACGGUACAAUGGGAGGAUGUAAAUUGGACUAUAAUCACAAUCUGACAGAUUGAGAGUGAGGCUCUGUCCCCGGUACUUGCAGAGGUCCUAUGCAUUUUUCAGCAUAUUAACCCCUCAUCGCAGUUGCCGGGAUUCGAACCCGAGACCUAACCCUUGUGCCACUCCCUCGCUACCAGUUGAGCUACGCCCACCGGUUAACUUUGCAUUUUCUAGUUUAAUUUUAUGUAUACGUGUUACUCUCCUACUCUUUGGCUAGAUACCAAUGAAAAUACAUGACUCCUGCUUCUACUUUCCUAUUUUGCGCAGCUUCGUUCUAAAUGAGUGAUUAGAGAGGCCGGGAUGGAGAGUUACUCUAAAUGAGUGAUAAGGGAGUUGGUUGGCUGUUAUAAUUGAAGUUCAAUAUUGUAUUAUUGUGCAUGAUAUUAGGAACCAAUUUAUGCAGCAAUCAAAGCCAAUAUCAGUCGACGAAAUGAAUAAAUGAUCCCAACAAUCACUUUAGUGCAAAGUCUGACAGUAUUCAUACUUAACGCAGUUACUAUUUAAUCAAUACAUUAAAUGUCACUUUAUUCAUUUACUAUCUUUGUUUUUAUCUUAUAUCGGUCAAGAUUUCUAAUCAUAUCAGAAGAAUUUCAAAAAAUGGUCAUAAUGUCAUACUGUCAUGGCAAGUUCCCGUUGUAAAUGAGAAUGAACGGUGAUAUGAUUCUAUCGUUCUAUUCCAAAAUCAAUAAUUCAUGCACAAGUUACUAUUCUACACAUUUUUACGUGGUUUGUGAAAAGUUUAUUUUGUCUGUCUAAGACAAAAUACGUUUUAUUUGUUAAGACAAAACAUGUUUUGUUUGAGACAGACUAAAAACUCCUCACAAUUGCGUAUAAAAAUGUGUACAAAAGAUUUUUUUCUUUCAAAAUAUUACUCCCUUCAUUCCUUAAAAUUUGGUAAAAUUUGUCUGGUUCGAAGAUUAAUAAAGUAAAAUUUGUGUGAUUGAGAUUUGUGCAGAAUAGAGAAAUUUGUGAAUAUUAUGGGAAAAGGUGCUCCAAUAGGAACCCUGGCAUUUGUCUAUUUAUAUUCAAAGAGUUUAAUACAAAAUAGGAAACAAAUAUCCUUAUAAUAUUCUAUUACACCCCCUCAAAUUGUGCGGGAGAAACAAUGCGCAGGUUGUCUUUUAAAAAAUGAAAUUGCUGACUAGAAAGACUUUUAGUAAAAAUGUCAGCUAACUGCAACUGAGUAGGAACGUACUUCACAACUAAAUCUCCAUGAGCUACACGCUCCCGAACAAAGUGAUAGUCUAUCUGAAUGUGCUUGCUACGGGCAUGCUGUACUGGAUUAACAGUCAAAUAGGAAGCAGAUAUAUUAUCACAAAAAAGCUGAACUGGUGUAGCAACAGGAAACCCAAGCUCGUAUAGUACUAAACGAAUGUGAAGAGUAUCCUGAACAGUAUAGGCAACUGCCCUAUACUCAGCUUCCGUAGAGGAUUUGGAGACAGUAGGCAGCUUCUUAGACUUCCAUGAUAUAAGAUUCGGACCCAAGAACACAGCAAAGCCAGUUGUGGACCGAGAAGUAUCUGGACAGCCAGCCCAAUCAGCAUCGGAGUAAGCAAUAACACAAGUAGCCCGAGAUGUGGGCUGAAGCCAUAAUCCAUGAUCAAGAGUCCCCUGCAAGUAUCUAAAAAUCCUCUUGACAGCAAACAAAUGACUGGUACGAGGGGCAUGCAUAAACUGAGACAUUAAAUGCACAGCAUAUGUAAUAUCAGGUCGUGUCAAAGUUAAAUAUUGUAACGCACCAACCAUACUACGAUACUCAGUAGCAUCAGCAAGGAGUUCACCAUCAGUGAGGGAUAGAGAAGUGCGGGUAGCAAGUGGAGUACGAACAGAUUUGAGGGUAUGAAGAUGAAAACGAGACAAAAGAUCAGACACAUAUUUAUGCUGAGAUAGAAACAAAUCUUUUUGUGACCGGACAGCCUAGACUCCCAAAAAAUAAUGAAGAUCUCCUAGAUCUUUCAUAGCAAAAUGUUGAGCAACUAACUGAAUAAAAGAGGUGAUAGCAGCGGAAGAAUUACCAGUAAUAAUGAUUUCAUCAACAUAUAGUAAUAGAUAAAUGACAUUAUUAUUCUGGCGAAAAAUAAACAACGAAUUAUCAGACCUACUGCAUGUAAAAUGAUGAGAUAAGAGAAAGCUACUAAAUCUGUGAAACCACGCCCGCGGGGCUUGCUUAAGGCCAUAAAUGGCUUUGCG
Messenger RNA from Cuscuta epithymum, 9185 nucleotides. The record is from the annotation of a GenBank genome assembly. Lineage: Eukaryota; Viridiplantae; Streptophyta; Magnoliopsida; Solanales; Convolvulaceae.